CCCAGACUCAUGAUUCAUCCCCUGGACGGCUCAAAACCUCUGGCCACCCCAGAGCUGCUCUCCAUCGCUCACGGCGGGGCUGGGCCAAGCAGCCCCCCACCUUCGGGGCUCGGAGAAGAAGAUGGGAAAACUCGCCGUGGCUCUCGGGAUCCUCAUGCUCUGCGCUGGUGGCGGCUGGGGGGGUAACAUCUGCACCACCCGCGGGGUGAACUCCUGCAAGCAGUGCCUGGCCGUGAGCCCCCUCUGCGCCUGGUGCUCUGCAGAGGUCUUGGCACAAUCAUCCCCUCGCUGUGACCUACGUGCCAACCUCCUGAAAAACGGCUGCGGGCAGGACUACAUCGAGUUCCCCACCAGCAGCGUAACCAUCCUGGAGAACAAACCCCUCAGCAACAAGGGCUCAGGGGGCUCUGCCACCACCCAGAUGAGCCCCCAGAAAAUCCAGCUGAACCUGCGGCCGGAUGACUCCCAGAUCUUUCGCGUCCAAGUGCGUCAAGUGGAAGACUAUCCCGUGGAUAUCUACUACCUGAUGGACCUGUCCAACUCCAUGAAGGACGAUCUCAAGAACAUCCAGAACCUGGGCACAAAGCUGGCCAGUGAGAUGCGCAAGCUCACCAGCAACCUACGCAUCGGUUUUGGGGCCUUUGUGGACAAGCCCAUUUCCCCCUACAUGUAUAUCUCUCCUCCAGAAGCCAUCACGAACCCUUGCUAUGAGAUCGGGGAAACCUGCCUGCCCAUGUUUGGCUACAAACACGUCCUGUCUCUCACGGAUGAGGUGACCCGUUUCAACGAGGAGGUGCGGAAGCAGAGCGUCUCACGGAACCGUGAUGCACCAGAGGGCGGCUUCGACGCCAUCAUCCAGGCCACCGUGUGUGAUGAGAAGAUUGGUUGGAGGAACGAUGCUUCACACCUACUCGUCUUCACCACGGAUGCCAAGACCCACAUCGCGCUGGACGGCAGGCUGGCCGGCAUCGUGCAGCCCAACGAUGCCCAGUGCCACAUUGACAAGGAUAAUUUCUACUCUGCUUCCACCACACUGGACUAUCCCUCUCUGGGCCUGAUGACUGAGAAGCUCUCACAGAGGAACAUCAACUUGGUCUUUGCUGUGACAGAUACGGUUGUUGGUCUCUACCAGAACUACAGUGAGCUGAUCCCAGGCACAACUGUGGGCACCUUGUCCAGAGACUCCAGUAACGUCCUGCAGCUCAUAGUGGACUCCUAUGGGAAAAUCCGCUCCAAGGUGGAGCUGGAGGUGCGUGACCUCCCCGAAGAGCUGUCCCUGGCCUUCAAUGCCACCUGCCUCAACGAUGAGGUCAUCCCCGGGCUCAAGUCGUGCAUGGGGCUCAAGAUCGGGGACACGGUGAGCUUCAGCAUCGAGGCCAAGGUACGGGGGUGCCCACGGGAGCAGCAGAAAUCCUUCACCAUCAAACCCGUGGGCUUCAAGGACAGCCUGACAGUGGUGGUGAACUUCAACUGUGACUGCACCUGCGAGGGACAAGCUGAGGCCAACAGCCCAUCCUGCAGCCAAGGCAACGGCACGCUGGAGUGCGGCGUGUGCCGCUGCAACUCCGGGCGCCUGGGCUCGCACUGCGAGUGCUCGGAGGAGGAGUACAACCCCUCGCAGCAGGACAACUGCAGCCCCCGGCCCGGCCAGCCCAUCUGCAGCCAGCGGGGCGAGUGCAUCUGCGGGCAGUGCGUGUGCCACAGCAGCGACUUCGGGAAGGUGACGGGCAAGUACUGCGAGUGCGACGACUUCUCCUGCGUCCGCUUCAAGGGCCAGAUGUGCUCAGGCCACGGGCAGUGCAGCUGCGGGGACUGUCUGUGCGACUCGGACUGGACCGGUGACUACUGCAACUGCACCACUCGCACCGACACGUGCAUGUCCAGCAACGGGCUGGUCUGCAGCGGCCACGGCUCCUGCGUCUGCGGCAAGUGCGACUGCACCCAGCCCGGCUCCUACGGUGACACCUGCGAGAAGUGUCCCACGUGCCCGGACGCCUGCACCAUCAAAAAGGAGUGCGUGGAGUGCAAGAAGUUUGAGCGGGGAGUGCUGGUGGAGCAGCAGUCCUGCAGCCGCAUGUGCCGCGAUGAGAUCGAGACGGUGCAGGAACUGGGUGACAGGGGCAAGGACGCCGUGAACUGCACCUACAAGGACGAGGACGACUGCGUGGUGCGGUUCCAGUACUACGAGGACUCCAGCGGCAAGUCCAUCCUCUACGUUAUCGAGGAGCCAGACUGCCCGAAGGGGGCAGACAUCCUGGUGGUCCUGCUCUCGGUGACGGGCGCCAUCCUGCUCAUCGGCCUCGCCGCCCUGCUCAUCUGGAAGCUCCUCAUCACCAUCCACGACCGACGGGAGUUUGCCCGCUUCGAGGAGGAGAAGGCCAGGGCCAAGUGGGACACGGGCCACAACCCUUUAUAUAAAGAGGCUACGUCUACCUUCACCAACAUCACGUACCGUGGGAACAUGUAAGGAUGCCGCAUCCAGCGCUGGCCGUGGGAUCAACCAAGGAUCUGUGGGAUCUUCUGGAGUCCAGUUUACAGAAGAGCUUGUUGUGUCUGCGUGUGUGAGUGCAUCUGUGUGUAAUUUAAUGAUCCCUGGUCUGCCUCCGAAGCCCAGUUGUCCGUCACCCCACCGUAACUGCAGGGACGUGCUUUCCACGGCAAACCUCUCAUUUUUACCUCGGCGGGUCGCCUCGCGGGAGCCGGCGGCCCCUCCAUACACUGAAUGCGGAGAAAUGGGACUUUCUCUGCCUGGCGAGUCUGUGAACAUUUAGGUGCUCAUCAGGCCAAGUGGAUUUCAGGAGCAGCUCCUCAAACUGAAGGCCGAGCUGGGCUCUCCUCCAUGGCCUGUGCUGGUGAAGCUCUGCCAGUCUGGAGAG
Molecule: messenger RNA, 2876 nt
Organism: Athene cunicularia (burrowing owl)
Lineage: Eukaryota; Metazoa; Chordata; Aves; Strigiformes; Strigidae
Gene: ITGB3
Product: integrin subunit beta 3
Exons: 15
Coding region: 122-2467 (781 amino acids)
Biological process (GO): cell adhesion mediated by integrin; integrin-mediated signaling pathway; cell migration
Cellular component (GO): integrin complex; focal adhesion; cell surface
Molecular function (GO): integrin binding; fibrinogen binding; fibronectin binding
Source: RefSeq, a predicted model, not a curated record